Molecule: messenger RNA, 2632 nt
Organism: Mugil cephalus (flathead mullet)
Lineage: Eukaryota; Metazoa; Chordata; Actinopteri; Mugiliformes; Mugilidae
Gene: anxa6
Product: annexin A6
Exons: 25
Coding region: 226-2223 (665 amino acids)
Biological process (GO): growth plate cartilage chondrocyte differentiation; mitochondrial calcium ion homeostasis; plasma membrane repair
Cellular component (GO): cytoplasm; focal adhesion
Molecular function (GO): actin filament binding; calcium channel activity; ligand-gated monoatomic ion channel activity
Source: RefSeq, a predicted model, not a curated record
CUAUUCACACACUUUCAAGAAGCUACGCGAGAGAGUCGCAUUCGCUGCGUCACGGAGGACACGUAACGAAUCUAACCGGGGGAGUCAGACCGAGACCAGGUUAGCGGGGGCAGACAAGAGACAGCAGGACCACUACCACCCAAAUAAAGCGAUACUUCCUGCAUUGAGAAGGCCUGAAAAUUCCAGAUUUCCAGUCAACGCUGACACAGAAGACCAACCACAGAUAUGGUGUUCAGAGGCACAGUAGUAGAUGCUCCGGACUUUGAUCCCACCGCUGACGCCGAGACACUUUACAAUGCUAUGAAAGGGAUCGGUAGUGAUAAAGAGGCCAUCCUGGACCUGGUCACCUCUCGAAGCAACGCACAGAGGCAGGAAAUCGUCUCGGCAUACAAAUGUAGCUUUGGACAGGACCUGAUUGAAGACCUGAAGUAUGAACUUACCGGAAAAUUUGAGCGUCUCAUCGUCAGCCUGAUGAGGACCCCGGCCUACCACGAUGCCAAAGAAAUCCAUGAUGCGCUCAAAGGAGCUGGAACAAACGAGAGAUGUCUCAUUGAAGUCCUGGCGUCUAGAAACAACCAACAGAUUCAUGACAUGGUGGCCGCGUACAAAGACAGUUAUGGCAGUGACAUGGAGGAGGAUGUAAUUGCUGACACUUCGGGUCACUUCAAGAAGAUGCUGGUUGUUUUACUUCAGGGGACCAGAGAUGAGUCAGGAGUGGUGGAUGCAGACUUGGUGGAACAGGAUGCACAAGACUUGUAUGCAGCUGGAGAAGAGCAGUGGGGCACAGACGAGGCCAAAUUCAUCAUGAUCCUGGGAAGCCGGAGUGUGACCCAUCUCCGCAUGGUUUUUGAUGCAUAUGAGAAGAUUGCAGAAGUGUCCAUCGAGGACAGCAUCAAGAGCGAGCUGUCCGGAGACUUUGAGACCCUGAUGCUCGCUGUUGUCCAGUGCAUCAGGAGCGUACCCAUGUUCUUUGCCAGGCGUCUCUACAAGUCAAUGAAGGGUCUCGGCACAGCUGACAACACUCUGAUCCGGAUCAUGAUUUCUCGCUCUGAAAUUGACAUGUUAGACAUCCGGGAGUGUUUCCGUCUCAGAUACGAGAAGUCACUUUAUAACAUGAUUAAGGACGACACAUCAGGAGAUUACAAGAGGACUCUGCUAAACCUGUGUGGAGGGGAUGAUGACUUAGCAGGAGAGUUCUUCCCUGAAGCUGCUCAGAUAGCCUACAAGAUGUGGGAAUUAAGUGCCAUGACCAAAGUGCAGCUAAGACCUACAGUUCGCCCUGCGCCCAACUUUGACCCCGCCGCUGAUGCUCAAGCCCUGAGGAAAGCUAUGAAGGGAUUCGGGACAGAUGAAGACGCAAUCAUUGACAUUGUUGCACACAGAAGCAAUGCACAGAGGCAGGAGAUCAGACAGGCCUUCAAAUCCCUACUGGGAAGGGAUCUGAUGAAGGACCUGAAGUCUGAACUGUCAAAGAACUUGGAGAGACUGAUCAUUGGUCUCAUGCUGACCCCAGCAGAGUUUGAUGCCAAAAUGAUGAGAAAAGCAAUGGAGGGGGCCGGGACAGAUGAGCACGCUCUGAUCGAGAUCCUGGUAACCAGGAGCAACGCAGAAAUACAAGCCAUGAAUGCGGCCUAUGAGGAAGGCUAUAAAAAGACUCUGGAAGAAGCCAUUCAGUCAGACACAUCAGGCCACUUCUGUCGCAUCCUUGUUUCUCUCGUGCAGGGUGCAAGAGAAGAAGGCCCUGCAGAUGUGGAAAGAGCUGAUGCAGAUGCUCAGGAACUUGCCGAUGCAUGCAACGCAGAAUCUGAUGACAUGGAGAUGAAGUUCAUGAGUAUUCUGUGCACCAGGAGCUUCCCCCAUCUCAGGAGAGUAUUCCAGGAGUUUGUCAGAUGCACCAACAAGGACAUUGAGCAGAUUAUCAAGAAGGAAAUGUCGGGAGAUGUGAAAAACGCCUUUUAUGCAAUAGUUUGCAGUGUGAAGAACCAGCCCUCUUAUUUUGCAGACCGUUUGUACAAAGCCAUGAAGGGCCUCGGCACAGACGACAGAGCGCUGAUCCGCAUCAUGGUCUCUCGUAGCGAGAUUGACCUUUUCAACAUUCGCAAAGAGUUCAAGGAAACGCACGACGUCUCCCUCCAUGAAUUUAUCCAGGUAGAGACUAUGAUCGGCGACACCUCGGGAGACUACCGUAAAACCCUGCUGGUUCUCUGCGGAGGGGAAGAUUAAACCAGUCGACAGUCCUGCAGCUUUGUUUCCCAGACUUCGGUGACCACAAGACAAGUGUGAUUGCAAAGCGAAACCCCGGUGAUUAAUGUCGAUACGUCUAUUGUCAGUGUAAUUGCCACCACCACCCAGCCAAACCAAGUGACCUAUAACCUAUCAGCCUUGCACGCCAGUUUUGUGCUCUAAUGUCUGCUCCUCCUACCCAACAGGAGGAUUGAUAUCUAUUUUUUUUUUUUUUUUUUUUUUACUCAACUGUGACAUGAAGAUGUUCGUGUUUGCAGAAAUGGGCUUCACAUGUAUAACACAUUUGAGAUUCGUAGGUGCUCAAGUAGUGCUUUCAGACUGUAGGCCAUCCACUAAAUACUGUGAUUUUGUGGUAUUGUAUGUACCAGAAUUAAACGAAAGAAAUGAA